GAAUACAAGGAAUGCGAGCCAAACAAUUUAUCUCAAGCGGCUCUUCAAGACUCCGAUUACGAGGCUGUAGAUCCGUGGGAGGCCGAUCGCAAAGAGGCAAUGCGGCAGCUAUAUCCAGAUUAUUUUGUUGCAGACGGAACGAACUCGAGAGUAACGUCCGAUUCGGCAAUCGUACCAAUUCGUAAACCAAAUUAUCGAAAGCCGAAAACCACUGCAAAAAAUUCAUUGCGUGAGAUUUUCAUUUUACCGUUUGCAAAACAAUAG
This is a messenger RNA of Anisakis simplex (herring worm), 264 nucleotides long. NCBI's taxonomy places the organism in Eukaryota, Metazoa, Nematoda, Chromadorea, Rhabditida, Anisakidae. The record is from the annotation of a GenBank genome assembly.